AUUAAUUUCAGUAAACGCCGAAAAGUGGCCGAAAUUACCGGUGAAAUACAACAGUACCAAAACCAACCCUACUGUCUGACAGUACAGCCAGAAAUCAGGCACUUCUUGGAGUCAUUGAAUCCAUUGGGAGAUCUCGACGAGAAGACACUAAUGGAUGAUCUCUACAACAAAUCACUGGAUAUUGAACCGAGAAAUGCCAAACAAUUAAUUAAAUACCCGCGGAAAUGGCCGGACCUAACACUGAAAUCGCCGGGAAUUAAGCCGCGCGGCAGUCGUGCCAAUCAUCUGCCGGCACUCCAAUCGCUGGACUCAUUACUUAACUCUCUGUCCAUAUCUCAAAACGAGGACUCAAUUGCCGACGACAGUCAAACCCACAGCCCGUCAACGCCACAAACGCCUCCGUAUUCGGCCACCAGUUGUGGCGCCGGAAGCGAUCAUUCCGUGUUUGCGUCGGUCUUCAUUGGCGGCGGCGGUUCCACAUAUGGCGGUCCCUCACCCACAACGCCCAUCCAUUCCACUCCUCCCACGCCUAACCCCUGGUCCACAACAAUGCCCGGUUUGCCCACAUGUCUGCCGCCCAACCCGUCGACACCGCCCCCAUUGCCUCCGCGCACCAAUCGGGGCGCCACUCGUCACAACUCGAUGUCCUACUCGUCGGACAUGCCGUCGCCGAGGAGUCGCUUCGCGCCGUCAUUCGCGCCCACAUUCGGCACUAUUAUGUCGGGCAACGCGAUGGACGACCCGUCAAACCCGCCGCCACUGCCUCCCCGUUGCGCCACAUUCUCGUCGGCCACUCUUCCCCGCAAUCUUCAAUACAACCACAACAACAACCACAGCAGUCACUCGCCGGUGGCGUCGGCCGCCAUCGCCGCGCAGCACAACAUUCAACGGUUCAGCGCGGAGUUCGCGCGCCGUAACUCAGCCAUGGAUUUGUCGCCAUCGGAACAGCCGUUACUGUCCAGACGCUACUCGCAGAGCGGCCAUCACGGCGUCCCCCUAUCGCCAACACCACUACCCCCUCUGCCCACAGGCGUACCCAACUCGACGGCCACCGCAUUCCCGUUGGGUCCGGUCGGUCCGUGCCCUCAGUUGCCGCCAAAAACAUACCGCCAGACACUCAAUAACAUCGCCCGAUAGUCGACGGCAACCGUAAUGACAGGACAGAUAAGACCGACACAUAUAAGACACGAUU
Medioppia subpectinata is the source of this 1192-nucleotide messenger RNA. The record is from the annotation of a GenBank genome assembly. NCBI's taxonomy places the organism in Eukaryota, Metazoa, Arthropoda, Arachnida, Sarcoptiformes, Oppiidae.